Molecule: messenger RNA, 525 nt
Organism: Protopolystoma xenopodis
Lineage: Eukaryota; Metazoa; Platyhelminthes; Monogenea; Polystomatidea; Polystomatidae
Source: the annotation of a GenBank genome assembly
UAUGCGAAACAUCUCAAAGGAGAGGUGAAGAUACAGUCUGAAGCCGCGGAAACCCCUUCUUCGGCCCCGGGCCGUCAUCACGAGGAUCAGUUGUUGGCGGCAUAUGCGAUUGCGGCCAAACCCGCACCUGGCCACUUGCUGCUAACCGGAGACCAUCUACACAACCAUACGCCUUCUGUCGGGGGCAGACAAAAUGCUUGCGGUGUUCUAGAGGUGUCGGUUGAAGAGGAGGAGGAGGAAGCUGCUGCCGAUUCGCGAGACACAGACGUGGUUGAUCGGAACGGAAUUGAUCUGCUUGCUAGGCGAGGAGAUGUCGUCAUAUCGGAGGGUUACUCCUUUGCCCAGACAACCAAAGGCAUGGUGGCAACGAAUGACCCGACUUCCUACGAAGCCCCUCAGUCAAUUAGUCAACAACAGCAAAGACCUUUGGAUCGCGUUCAGCCUCCUUUCGUCAUGGCCGCCAAUGGUGAUGAGAUCCAGCCCACCUUUCAGGAGAUCCGACGGGAUCUGGAAAAGAAAAAGUGA